ACGUUCAACCAUUAUGCUCUCCCGCAUUGUUUUUAGUAAUACUGAAAGCAUUGUAACAUGCCAAAAAUGACUCGGUCAACAGUAGCAUCAGUUGCGAUCUACCGAAAGCCCAGAAAUACCUAACCACCUACCCCAACACUCAUCAGUACUCAUACUCACCAACCAAGCACCAACCUCUACUUAUAGCUUCAAAGUGUCUUUUUCCUGUACGGCUUUUGGUAUCGUACAGUGGGAGUUCACGAACAUGGGGACCAUUAUUCCACAAAUUGGCAGCCAAAGUGUUUCCUCUGAGUCGAAGUGGUUGUCUGUGAGUGACACAGAUCCGCUGAACUGGGGUGAGGCAGCGGAUUCACUCAAAGGUAGCCACCUUGACGAAGUAAAACGCAUGGUGGCAGAGUACCGCAAGCCAGUGAUCUGUGUGGGUGGGGGAGAAACACUAACUAUAUCACAGGUGGCUGCUGUUGCCAACCAUAACUUGCAGGCUAAGGUUGACCUUUCAGAGUCUGCAAGGGCAGGCGUCGACGCCAGCUGCGAGUGGAUCAUAGAAAACAUUAAAAAAGGGACUGCCAUUUAUGGUGUUACCACUGGCUUUGGUGCUGCCUCCCACAGGCGAACUGAACAAGGCCUUGCUCUUCAGAAGGAAAUGGUUAGGUGA
Cajanus cajan (pigeon pea) is the source of this 655-nucleotide messenger RNA. NCBI's taxonomy places the organism in Eukaryota, Viridiplantae, Streptophyta, Magnoliopsida, Fabales, Fabaceae. The record is from RefSeq and is a predicted model, not a curated record.